Molecule: messenger RNA, 817 nt
Organism: Carica papaya (papaya)
Lineage: Eukaryota; Viridiplantae; Streptophyta; Magnoliopsida; Brassicales; Caricaceae
Product: peptidyl-prolyl cis-trans isomerase G
Source: RefSeq, a predicted model, not a curated record
AUGUUUUAAGAGAAAAAAAGAAACAAAAGGAGAAGGUCAAACCAGACAGGCCCAGAAGUCAAGACGGUGAUCGCCAGCUAGCCAAACCAAGAGCUGAGCUCUGUACCAAAAGCCAAAAUCAUCGAGUACUGCUUACGAGAGAAUCCGCGAAUCUUUUUCAUCUAAUCGGGGAAACAUUUAAAACCAUGUCUUAACUCUUAAUCAAUCAUGAAGCUGGGGUUUUCGCGUCACUUCAAUUUAGAUUUCAAGAACUGUCAUAAGGAUGUCAAGGCCUAUGUUACUUGUAUUUCUGUUGAUUAUACUGAUAAUUACCUCUCAAUUUGAAUGGAGACAACCGCUUGUUGCUGACGUUGAUAUGACACCAGCAGUGUCCCAAAAACAACAGAAAAUUUUGAAGAGGGAAGAAGCCGUAAAAGAGAAGAUCAUCUUGUUGCAAGAGAGACAUAUUCAGAGGCUUACAGAGCUCGUGCAGAGUCUCCAACGGCAGUUAUCGCUAUGCAGGGGCAAUAAUAAGAUGGUAAAUGAGACUAUAACUCAUUUAGCCCAUGAUAUUAUUGAGCUUGAGAGACAGCAGGUUGUGGAUGACUAGGCUAUAUACUUAAUUAGCAUCUGAUCAUGAAAGAAAAAUGUACUUUUGGCCAUUGUCACCAAAAUGUGCAGGUUGCCAAAACCAAUAAACAUGUGACAUAUAUACUUUGUCCAUAGGUUAGAGACUUUUGUUUUACAAAGCAGCAUUUUCUGUUUAUUUUUCUGGCAGGUUCUCCAUGUAAAGUUUGCAUCUCGUUCGAAUAGUAGUCAGGAGUAAGAAGUAUGGUAA